CUCUCACUUUUGUUCUGGCUGCUGCCUUGAACUGUUGCCCCUGUGCCAUGUGACCCUGCCUUGGAGCCAGCUGAUUAUGGACUGACACCUACACUUGAAGUCUGGUGUACCCUUAUCAGAGAGAGUGAGUGGGAGGAGUAUCUACUAAAAGCUUCAAAGCUUGCUGAGCUUGGCCAGUCUGCAGAGAAGGGCUGCCUGUGUUAGAGUCCUCAGAAGCUUAGGCUGAAGAGAAGCUCACAGAUUAAUAUCAGAGAUACUUGAGACCUGGACAGUCUGCCUGUGACACUAUUUGAGCCCCAGAAAGGCACUGGAGCUUCCAAAGUGUUCAACAGGGUUAAGACUCUGCUAGACCAGCAGUUGAAGUGAGAAUCAGCACAGCUGAAUCACAAGGCUAGAGACGCCAUUAUCCACACAGCAGAGGCCAACGUUAACAUCAAAGGUAUAUGAGACCAGGGAAGUCUGCCUGCGGUGCCAGUUGAGCCCUAGAAAGUCUGUGCAGCCACAUAAGUACUCAGCAGGGUGCAGGCUCUGUUGGAGUGAGAAUUAACUGAGUGGGAUCUCAGGGCCUGACGCACUACAGUCCAGGUUACAGAGGCUAUUUCCAGUAUUGUUCAAUUGAAACAACGUAUUCAAGCAUCCUCAGGAAAUCGUGGUGGAGUAGAACGGGUCACACAAGCCACAAACUCUUUAUAGUUCUAAAAUAAAGAGGUUUUGUUAAGAAUUGUUUCUGGUAGAACAAGUUUUUGCCGUAUUACAGACAGACAGACAGCCACCUAAAUUUAUGAUAGUAGCAGCUAAACACACAAACAUAAAAUAAAAUGAAUCCUGAGUAUGUCUUAUGCAAUUGGAAAGACCAGGUGUGGCCAGCAAAAGUUUUAUCUAGAUCUAAAACUUCAUCAAGAGGUAAGAGAAAAAGUACAUCCUCCCUGGAAGUUCAAAUACUCUCACUAGAUGAAACAGUUAAGGUGAAAAGCACAGAAACAAAGACCCUAAAUAAAUCAGAAAUUGAAGCCAUUGUUUCGUCACUAGCAGUACAGUCAGAGGUCAGUGAUGUACAUAGAGAGGACACACCUUAUGGAAGAGCGCUAAAAGAGGCACUGCAUAUCCUGGAUAAGAGAGCAAUUUUGAGUCAAGCAAGCAUUACAGAUGAAGGAGAAACUUCUAUACACACUGAAAAUGUAGGGCAAGAGCUCUCGGAUAUACCACCUUGUAAAAGGUAUCAGAAGCAUGAAGAGUGUUUUGAAGAAAAUGAAGACCAAACACCCCCAUUACUGUCUUCAGAGAGUGAUGUUUCCCUGACUGAUGAUGAAGUAGAGGUGCAUCCAACUGUUGAUACUGUACAAAAUGAAGAAGAAAUACAGUCACCAGAAAACUUCACAAGUUACCAGGCUUCCCCUUUGCUUUCAGAAGAUAAUGAUAAAAAAGAGGACAAGAUAAAGAUCUCAACAUUUAUGUCUGCAGAUUCUACAGUGAAAGGGGAGAGUGAGUUAGUGGAAGAUGAGAAGUGUGUUGCAUCUUCAUCAUCAAAAGAUGAAAAGUGUGUUCAAUCUUCAUUAUCAAAAGAUGAAAACUGUGUUCCAUCUUCUUCAUCAGAUAUCCUUACUGCAUCUAAAGGUUUGAAAGAGGACACACAAGACACCUGCCCAGACAUUCUGCCUGUUUCUUCUGAAUGCCCUACAUUUUCAGAGACUAUUGAAGACCCUGAAGAGGGUCCCUCAAAUCCAAAUCCACGCUUAGACGUAAGUCAGGGUCAAUCUCCUGUGGAAUCAGAGGUGGGUGCUGAGACAUCUUCUCCAAGCUGUUCAUGGCAAAACCAGGCUGCAUUUAGUUCCACUAGGCCUGUCCUAGAUUACUCACUUCUUGUGAACAGUGAAAGAUAUCUUCAGAGACUGGAUAUUGAGGAAUUUGAGGAAGAUGCUCUAGCUUCUGAUAAGUCACUGCGUCUAAAUGCUGCUAGUCUGUCUGCAUUAGAUGAUGAUGAGGAAGAUGAAGAACUUCCACGCUUUAUUUUUCAGUAUGAGCCACGUUCAUUUGAAGCAGGAAUGAUAGUCUGGUUUAAAUAUAAAAAAUAUCCAUUUUGGCCAGCAGUGGUAAAAAGCAUUAGACGAAAGGAGAAGAAAGCAAGUGUGCUUUUUGUUGAGGCCAAUAUGAAUCCUGAAAAGAAAGGCAUUAGAGUACCUUUACGAAGCUUAAAAAAAUUUGAUUGUAAGGAAAAGCAAGAGCUAGUGGAUAAAGCCAGGGAGGAGUACAAUGAGAGUAUUGACUGGUGCAUCUCACUGAUUUGUGACUACAGGGUUCGAAUAGGUUGUGGCUCAUUUUCAGGUUCUUUUCUUGAGUACUAUGCUGCUGACAUUAGUUGUCCAAUGAGGAAAGCAAUCCAGCGUGAUACUUUUAGGAAUAUGUUUCCAAAGCUGCCUAAUGAAGAUACUGUGGAGCAAAUGGUUGUGACUUCCCAGUCCAAGAAAAGGUCCUUCCAGAAAAUUCUCCCUGAUAGGAUGAAGGCUGCUCGGGACCGAGCCAACAGAAAUCUAGUGGACUACAUUGUGAAUGCAAAGGGCACAGAUAGUCAUCUUGUGGCCAUUUUAAAACGCAGAAAAGAAUCCAGAUGGCUGAAGUCAUUUUUACAUCAAAGCACAAUCAUGCCCUGUAUUGAAACAUAUAUUGAGGAUGAAGAUCAGCUAGAUGAAAUAGUUAGAUACUUGCAAGUACUCUAUGACCACAUAGACAAGAAGUUGCAAACACUUAUAAGAGAUGACAAAAUUAAUUUUAUACUGCAAGUUCUUCUGCCAGAAGCAGUUAUUUGUUCAAUUUCUGCUGUUGAUGGAUUAGAUUAUGAGACAGCUGAAGCAAAGUAUCUAAAAGGACCAUCUCUAGGUUGUAGGGAAAGAGAAUUAUUUGAUGCGAAGAUCUUAGUUGGAAAGAGACGGAAACGUUAACCAAUGAAGCUUAUUAUACAUCCCUAGUCAAAACCGUAACAGGAAGCUUUCCAUGAUACUAGUAUUAAAUAAUCUGUAGCAGUUCUCACUAACGUGUAACUGUACCUGACAAUGGGAGACUUUAGCUAAUGCUUUCUCCUGCUUUUAAUGAUGUGUAGGACCUGCAGAUAGCACUACAUUUUUAUUUGCUUGUGCUUCUUCAGAGACAAUUUUGCUAAAAUAUUUCAGCAGUCUUACUUUAUCAUACGUUUCUAGAAUGCAGAAUUCUAAAUAAUUUUUAACGGAGAGUACUAUUUUGUUUUAUGAUAUUUUUUGUGUCUGUGCUAAAUAGCUGAAUAUAGUGAGCACAAUCAUUUUAAUACUGAAAUUGCACUGGUAUUGAAUUUUAAGCAAGAUAAUUAGAAAAGAAGUCUAAAAGAAAUGCAAGUAUAUAUUUUUGCUUACUUUUAUAAAAUACUGAGAUUUCUCUUAAGAUAGUAGAAUUAUUUUUCCUGCCAUGCCUAUUUAUUUUUGCAAAAAAUUAUCUGAGACAUAGAACCAAAGAUAGAUAAGCUUUGCUGUAUAACUAAACAUAACUGCUUUUGCAAGAAAACAAUUUAAAGUUCAAAAGUAAGGCAAGUGGAUUAACUGCAUGCAGUCUAUAUUUUUGUGAAUAACAUCUCAGCAUGCAGACAGUAAUUUUGGUAGUCUUCAACAGAAUUGUUUAUUCUAUACUUCCCUGAAAUUGCAUUUUGGGGAGGAGUGUCUAUUCUCUAAGGGCUAAACAGUUUCUUAAUAGAGACAGAAUUCUUUUUGGCUAUCUUCAUAACUACCAGUGAGUGUAUCUUCUUAAUUCAGCUGUCUGACAAAAUACAGAGGGCAGAGACAGUCAUUGUAUUUUUGGUCUUUCCAUUUUAUAGGUGUGGCCCACUGCUAACGAGGCAGUCUAGUUUUACAGAAACUGUAGUAAAUAGAAGCAUUAUAUUAUGUCUUAUCUCUUUAUAUGUAGUCAUUUGUUUCAAAAGAAGGAUGCUUUAGUGUUUGGGUUACUUGUAGAAUAGUUGCAAUUGUUUCUGGUAAGGUAAAUGAAAACUGAUAAGUCAUUCCAAACUACUAGAUAGAGUAUGGACCAGAAUCUGGGAAUUUGGAUGUCUGUCACAAGAAGAAGCUCUAUUUUCUAAUUAUGACAAUUAUUGCUAUGUGGUUAAAUAUGCAGAAUUAAAAGCUAAAACAAAUGACUUGUUUAUGGUAACUUGAAAUGCAAUUUUUGUGAGACUAAAUCUUAGAAAAACUGUUUACUUUUGAAAUGUGAUGUGAACAGAAGUGCUAAAGGCUUAACAAAAAUUUGUCUGCAUAAUUACCUCUUAGAGUGAAAUAGCUGUAACUCCCGAGCUUUUGUUAUAUGUCUACAUAGCAAUGUAUUCAUGUAAAAUUUCAAAAGUGUGUUAUCUUGACUUACAGUAAAGCCAUUAUAUACUUCACUUUGGAUAUUCUCUUCAUCUUGUAAUUGUUAUCAUUUUAAUAGUUGUUAUAAGUUUUCAUUCUAAAUAAAUAUUCACUUUCGUGCUUACA
Messenger RNA from Cavia porcellus (domestic guinea pig), 4487 nucleotides. RefSeq names its product PWWP domain containing 3B (gene Pwwp3b). The coding region runs from base 819 to 2936 and encodes 705 amino acids. Gene Ontology annotation, cellular component: extracellular exosome. Lineage: Eukaryota; Metazoa; Chordata; Mammalia; Rodentia; Caviidae. The transcript is spliced from 5 exons. The record is from RefSeq and is a predicted model, not a curated record.